AUGGGAAAGAAACGUGUGGUUCUAGGUUUAGCAAUAUGCCUCGUCCUCGCAAACUUCUAUGAGGUUACUUGCCAGGCUGACGGAAACGACGAUCCUAAUCCGAAGCUCGACGAUACAGACAAUCCAGUUCGUGUUGGAGCAAAUGUCUGGUUAAGGAGGGAGUAG
Arabis nemorensis is the source of this 165-nucleotide messenger RNA. Lineage: Eukaryota; Viridiplantae; Streptophyta; Magnoliopsida; Brassicales; Brassicaceae. The record is from the annotation of a GenBank genome assembly.